AUCUCAAAUCCAGUCGAAUGAUGCGCCUACUAGCAUAUAACAGCGAUAACGAGUUCAGCCUAGCCAGCUUUGUCGGCGACGACAUUCCGCGGUAUGCUAUCCUUUCGCACACAUGGGGAACAGAGGAGGUUACUUUAGCAGAUCUGAGGGAUGGCAACGGCAAGAAGAAGGCUGGUUAUAGCAAAAUACAGUUUUGCGGAGAACAAGCUAGUCGUGACGGCUUGCAAUACUUUUGGGUGGAUACCUGUUGUAUCGACAAAUCGAAUAGUACAGAGCUUGCAGAGGCUAUUAACUCUAUGUUUCGCUGGUACCAGAAUGCGACGAAAUGUUAUGUCUACUUACCAGAUGUUUCGAGACCCGCCUUCGGUACGACCGACAAGUCUAACGACCUACCAUGGGAAGUAAUGUUUCGGCAAAGCAGGUGGUUCACUCGAGGUUGGACCUUGCAAGAGCUUAUUGCUCCGUCAUCACUUGGCUUCUUCUCGAAGGAGGGGGAACUACUAGGUGAUAAGGUAUCCUUAGAACGACAUAUCUGCGAGAUAACAGGAAUUCCCGCCAAAGCUUUUCGAGGAAGCCCGUUAUAUGAUUUCAGCGUCCACGAACGAAUGUCAUGGGCAGAAACUCGUGAGACGACUUGUAAAGAAGAUGAGGCAUACUCGCUACUGGGCAUUUUCGACGUCAAUAUGCCGCUUAUCUAUGGGGAAGGGAAAGAGAAGGCAUUGAAGCGACUCAGGGAGGAGAUCGACAAAGCUUCAAAAGGGAUUAAGUAUGAGGACUUCUCAGUCGCCUUUAGUCUCUCUUAUGUUUCUGACAUCGAAGAUUUCGUGGCCAGGGAGGAAGAGCUCGUAGAUAUGCAUAGGAUCUUGCUUAGCGACGGUUCCCGCCGAACAACUGUGCUUCAUGGCCUGGGCGGAAUCGGCAAGACACAACUUAGUAUUGCAUAUGCAAAGCGGCAUAAAGUCAAUUACUCGGCAAUAUUCUGGUUAAAUAUCAAGGACGAAGAUUCUCUGAAGCAGAGUUUUGCUAAAAUUGCCAGGCAGAUAUUGCGAGAACACGCCUUGGCUAGCCAGUUCAACAACGUGGAUACGCAAGGAACCCUUGACGAGGUGGUAAAUGCUGUCAAGGCAUGGCUGAGUCUGCCUAAUAACACGCGAUGGCUGAUGAUUUACGACAACUACGACAACCCAAAAUUACCAGGAAACACGGAUCCUAUGGCCGUAGACAUCCGAAAAUAUCUCCCCGAGUCAUAUCAAGGUUCAAUUAUCAUUACAACGCGGUCGUCGCAAGUCAGAAUAGGAUAUCCAAUCCAAAUUCGAAAGCUAGGGAAUAUGCGGGACAGUCUCAAGAUUCUAUCAAACGCAUCAAGACGGGAAGGACUGGAAAAUGACCCCGAUGCCAUCAAGCUUGCGAAGGAGUUAGACGGACUUCCUCUUGCACUAGCUACUGCUGGAGCAUAUCUUGAUCAAGUAGCGAUCAGUCUUUCGACCUAUCUUCGCCUGUAUAAAGAGUCAUGGAUGCAACUCCAAAAGUCGAGUCCUGAACUGAGCUCAUACGAAGACCGAACGCUCUACUCUACGUGGCAGGUUUCAUUUGAUCAUGUUAAUCAACGAAAUGGCCUUUCGGCUAAGCUUCUUUGCUUUUGGGCGUACUUCGAUAGCCAGGAUAUCUGGUUAGAGCUUCUUCAGCACAGUGACUAUGACGACCCAGACUGGGUACGACAGCUAGCCGAAGACCAAGUAAGCUUCCAUCAAGCGAUGCGUGUACUAAGUGGCCAUGGACUUGUGGAGGUAGCCACGCCUUCCUACGAAUUGAUCGAGUCACAAGGGUACAGCAUGCAUGGGUGUGUUCACUCUUGGAUUAUCAACGUCCUUAAUAAAUCGUGGGACUAUGAUAUGGCUAGGCUUGCUGUAAAGUUUACUGGAUCACAUGUCCCGGGAGAGCAGGCUGUUCAGCCGUGGCUAACACAACGACGGCUUCUCCAGCAUGCAACGAGAUGUUUAUAUAUGUUUUCGAACAGCUUGGUGGUAGCCGAUGAGCUAGCAGAUGAAUGCC
This is a messenger RNA of Lachnellula hyalina, 2052 nucleotides long. Its product is annotated as Vegetative incompatibility protein HET-E-1. Gene Ontology annotation, molecular function: ADP binding. NCBI's taxonomy places the organism in Eukaryota, Fungi, Ascomycota, Leotiomycetes, Helotiales, Lachnaceae. The transcript has 3 exons. The record is from RefSeq and is a predicted model, not a curated record. The annotation marks the transcript as partial.